This is a messenger RNA of Megalops cyprinoides (Indo-Pacific tarpon), 1549 nucleotides long. RefSeq names its product insulin-like growth factor-binding protein 1. Gene Ontology annotation, cellular component: extracellular region. The transcript is spliced from 4 exons. The record is from RefSeq and is a predicted model, not a curated record. Lineage: Eukaryota; Metazoa; Chordata; Actinopteri; Elopiformes; Megalopidae. Gene Ontology annotation, biological process: regulation of insulin-like growth factor receptor signaling pathway. The coding region runs from base 60 to 836 and encodes 258 amino acids. Gene Ontology annotation, molecular function: insulin-like growth factor II binding; insulin-like growth factor I binding.
GCGUCGCUACUUAUAUCGCGAUAUCCAUUCCUGUGAUAUUGUUAUCUACAUUUUUUGUGAUGCAAGGAUUAUCUUUCAGGCUCUUGUGGGUGAAGGUAGUGUUCGCAGGCCUUCUGUCUCUCGCUCCGGUGCUCGGCUCGCCGGUGUUGGGCUCCGAGCCCAUUCGCUGUGCGCCUUGCACCCCGGAGAAGCUGAGCGAAUGCCCAGCGGUUGCGCCGGACUGUGAGGAGGCGGUGCGUGAGCCGGGCUGCGGGUGCUGCCUCACCUGCGCAUUGAAGAAGGGGGAUUUAUGCGGAGUGUACACCGCGCACUGCGGCACUGGGCUGCGCUGCGUGCCACGACCCGGAGACACAAAACCCCUCUGGUCCCUGACCAAAGGACAAGCCGUCUGCACUGAAAUUGAGCGAAACCCAGCUCCUCCACUUUCAGACAAUGGUGAAAUGAACGCAGAGGCGAUAGCAGACCACGGCUUCCCGCAUUAUUUGAUGGGACUGAAGCCGUUUGAUCCGAGAGACGCGUCGGAGGCGCAGGAGAGCAUGAAAGCCAAGCUCAAUGCCAUACGGAAGACACUGGCGGGUCAGGGUCCCUGCCAUGCGGAGCUGCAGAUAGCCCUUGAAAGGAUCGCCGCGUCCCAGCAGAAGCUUGGGGACAAGUUCACCACGUUUUACCUGCCCAACUGCGACAAGAAUGGGUUUUACAAAGCCAAGCAGUGUGAGACAUCGCUAGAGGGAGAGGCAGCCCGCUGCUGGUGCGUGUCCUCCUGGAACGGCAAGAGUAUCCGGAGCUCUGCUGAUUUGCUCGGGGACUCCGAGUGCCAGCAGGAACUUACUCACUAGCGCCCUCCUGCGUUGCUUCGAAGGACAAAGCUCGCUGCGCUCUUAUUUAUUUAUACCUAUUUAUUUAACUCUUCUCAAUUCGGGUACGCUGACCUUGAUUGUCAAAAGAAUUUUAAACAAGAAAAUCUUUUUUCCUGAAUAGAAAAAAAAAAAAAAAUCAAUCUUCAUUUACUUACAUCAAAUAUGCAGCCUUAUUUAUUUAAUGUAUUUAUGCCAAUUUGUAUUGAGCAUUUGUGAUUUUUUUUGGAAUAUUUAUAUACAUGUCUUCCUUUUUAAAUUAGUGUAGAAAUGUGUGUUCUUGCCAACUCCAUCACUAAAAUUACCUCAAACACAUUGUAGAGGUCAGUGGUGGCUCUGUUUCUUACCAAAGUGUUGAAGCCUCAUUUCAUCUCAGUACACACAUGUCAUCACUUCUCUAGUUCAAUACUGUUAAUAUUAGGAACAAUAAAUGAAGUUUGCAUUUAUGGUUCACUGGCGCAUCUAGGAAGGUACCAGUGUCAGCUCAAAAACAUUUGAGUCUAAUGGCUUAUCAGUGGCAUUUACAGAAAUACGCAUGUGUUGAUUUGUAUGACGAUUUCACCAGACAUUACUUUUGAAAGGGUAUUACCAUUCAUCUACCUCUGUUAUGGAAUAGAGUUUUACUUCACAGACCUCCUUUGAGUACCCUUUCAAGAGUAUUUACCUGUCGAUCUGAGAUCAUCUCCAGUUUUGAG